GCUUUUUCCAGCAACAUGUCUCUGCCCCACGAUGCCUCAAGACCAGGGCUGGACCUGGGGAGCCAAUCGUAGGGGAACUCUUGAUAUUCUGUGGACAUGUAUAUCAACACUGGCGCUGUGUGUAUGGACUGCUAUUCAUCCCAAUAUUCCUCUCGUGUAUAGAACCUGGCCAACAUUCCUGGAGCGCUUGGGGUUAAUGUUGCUGGCUAUUGUAUUUCCCGAGGUUAUUAUCAGCUCAGCCUGGAGCCAAAGACGACGUGCGAAGGAGUUGCUUUAUGAUGUAAAUCGGUCGAUAGGGCGCACAGCCACGGGACCCGCGUCGCAGGAAACGCCGAUCCACACAGAGGCCGAGAUCAGCCACCAAGGUCAAGCGUUGCUUUCACCUCUCUCAAAUUCCGAUCAGCUCGCACACAAACACUUCGCCCUUAUUCAAUCGCAUGAUCAAUCCUCAAAAGUAGCCCCCUGGUCCAUCCAACAUGGCAUGUUUGGUGUUAUGGGUGGAUUCGCUAUUGAGACACCUUAUGUGUCUCCAACAGGGGAACGACAUACACUACGUCGUCUUGUUACACCGGCAGGGAUAUCAAUACUAGCUCACGCCGGGUACCUUCCCUCUCUGGCCCCAGAGGAUAUUGCUGAGCGGAGUAAAGCCGAUCUCUUCGCAAAGGGCGUGGUUUUGGUUCAGAUUAUAUGGUUUGCCUUGCAAGUGCUGGGACGGUUAAGCCAAGGCUUGCCUGUCACUCCCUUGGAGACCCAUACUGCGAUCCACGUUGGGUGUACUAUUCUGGUCUACGCUAUCUGGGCCAGUAAGCCGUAUAACUUGGUACAAUCAAUCAAGCUUAGUGGGCCAGAUAUCAUAUAUAUCGGAGCAUUUUUUAACUUUCAGGACAUUAGUGGUGAAGUGUUCCACCGGGAGCAAGCUCGAUAUAGAUUAGAAAGAAUGGAAUACUGGAAGCGGCGUGUUAUCCUGGCAUCGCAGGGUGUUUCGCCUACCGAACUACCACCCAGCCCGCCGAGACUGAAGUCUAUCACUCAGUUGAUUGAGGAUUAUUCAUCGAGAGCCAUACGAACCGAGGCUGUCCACUAUACAUAUAAAGAUGAGGCUAUUCUGCAUGCGAUUGCGCAAGAUGCUCGUCAGGGCCUCUAUAUUCUGGAAAAAAAAGGUUACACUAAUUGCCAGGGGAGCCCACCGGGCGAGACGAAGCUUCUUCGUCAAAGCUCUGAAAACUUUACUGUCAAGGCGAUAUGGGGCGGCUGGAGUACUGAUAUUGGACACGAGCCAUCCCUAGAUAAAGGGAUACAUAUACUUUUCAACGUCUUAUAUGGUGGGAGCCAUCUGGCUGCAUGGAAUUCCGCUUUUCCAACUACCCCAGAGCGAUGGCUUUGGAGAGGAUGUGCUUUAUAUCUCACGACGCUUCCUUUCUGGGCUAUACUCUGGAUACUCUGGUGGAGGGGUGUAAAGUCCAGACUCAAGAUACUCUACCUGAUCCGAAACGGCAGCAUAGAUAUUAUCGCCGCCAGCCUUUUCUUCACAGUUCUGGUGUGCUAUACUUUGGCAAGAUGCUACUUUCUUGUCGAGGCUCUCAUUGGCCUUAGACGCCUUCCAUCUACAGCGUUUGAUAUAGUUCAUUGGACUAGUUUCUUACCUCAUGUGAGCUGAUAGUGUACGAAUACAUUUACUUGUCUUAUUUUGGCGAUUGAGUGUUUCCGUGCGCGAGUGUACCUCUCUUGGUCCUGUGUAAUGACUGGCUGAAAGGUACUAAAUGAUGACCAGUGUUUCGCCUAAGAUGCGGUCCAGCUUUUCUUCCUAGUUUACGACUACCUCGUGCUGUCGUACAUUGUAAACCUUCCGUAUGUCCUGUCGUCACUUCACUUCUAUGAUUCUUGGAAUCUAUUAUGAUCCCUGUCUUUAGCCCAAGUCGGCUAAACGGUAUGCGCGAUUCUACCGCUGUACUCAUGACGGCGCAGUAAGACUAUAUCAUUUAGACUAGCCCUUCGGCUUGUUCGAUUGCCUCUCUGCUCAAGCACCAUUUAUUCUGCAGUCAAGUGUCAAAAGCAAGUGCAUACACAUCUGUCGGCCACCACUCUCCCUAACUGGUCAAAAAUAUCUGCUGCGGAUCAGAUGGGAGGUCGGUCGCAGUAAACGCUCGGAGCAGACUCUGGGCCCCUGUCUGGAGGUGUCAGUUAUAUGACACAUCUCCCAAGAAGCAACACUCUUCACCUGAAGGGCCUGAUUAGGGCGCGGCGCCGCGCUC
Molecule: messenger RNA, 2252 nt
Organism: Aspergillus alliaceus
Lineage: Eukaryota; Fungi; Ascomycota; Eurotiomycetes; Eurotiales; Aspergillaceae
Exons: 2
Coding region: 32-1657 (541 amino acids)
Source: RefSeq, a predicted model, not a curated record